AUGGCUUUGGUUCUGAGGUAUGUUAACAAUGAUGGAGAGAUUGUAGAAAGAUUAAAGGCCUUGGUUCAUGUCACCGAUACCACAACAAAAUCUUUGAAGGAAGGGAUUAACUUAGUAGUAUUUGCUAAGCAUGGUUUAUCUUUGUCACGAUUAAGAGGUCAAGGUUAUGAUGGUGCAUCAAAUAUGCGCGGUGAGUACAAUGAUUUGAAAUCACUUAUAUUGAAUGAAAAUCCAUCUGCCAAUAUGAAUGAUGCCAUCAAUCAUCGUGUGCGUAUGAAGCAGGAUAGGUGCUUUACUAAUUAUCAUCAUUACAAAGUGGAGAUUUACUGUCAAGUUCUUGAUUUACUUACUCAAGAAAUGGAGAAUCGUUUCCCAAAAAUGAAUACGGAAUUGCUUACUUGCAUGAAUUGCCUUAGUCCAAAAAACUCAUUUGCUCGCUUCAAUGUAGACAAGUUGGUUUGUCUUGCAGAACAUUAUCCGACUGACUUCUCAUCUAUUGAAUGUAUGUUUCUUCCAUAUCAACUUAAAAAUUAUAUCAAUGAUAUAGUUGACAAAGUUGAGUUCUCCAACAUUGAAGAUUUGGGAAAUUUAGCAAAGAUGUUGGUUUCUACCUCAAGAGAUAAAGCUUUCCCGUUAGUGUACCGCCUGAUUGAGUUGACACUGAUCCUCCCGGUUGCAACAGCUUUUGUCGAGAGAGUAUUUUCUUCCAUGAAACUUAUUAAGACAGAUUUGCGCAAUAGAAUGGGAGACGAAUGGAUGAAUGAUAUCAUGGUGAUAUACAUUGAGAGGGGAAUUUUCAAAAAAAUUGGAAAUGAGAUUUCUUCGGCGAUUUCAAGACAUGACGACUCGUCGAAAACAGUUAUCAUCUAG
Salvia hispanica is the source of this 870-nucleotide messenger RNA. NCBI's taxonomy places the organism in Eukaryota, Viridiplantae, Streptophyta, Magnoliopsida, Lamiales, Lamiaceae. The record is from RefSeq and is a predicted model, not a curated record.